Oncorhynchus masou masou (cherry salmon) is the source of this 5300-nucleotide messenger RNA. Its product is annotated as intermembrane lipid transfer protein VPS13C-like. Gene Ontology annotation, biological process: protein targeting to vacuole; mitochondrion organization; protein retention in Golgi apparatus. The record is from RefSeq and is a predicted model, not a curated record. NCBI's taxonomy places the organism in Eukaryota, Metazoa, Chordata, Actinopteri, Salmoniformes, Salmonidae. Gene Ontology annotation, cellular component: extrinsic component of membrane.
GCACAAGUUGUUCUGGAAAACUUGAAAGUUAAAGAAAAUGCUUUGAGUGAGCUGGAUGUUCCAUUUAAAGUGAAAGCUGGUCAGAUUGGAAAACUGACAUUGAAGAUCCCUUGGAAGAACUUGUACAAUGAUGCUGUAGUUGCAACGUUAGAUGGUCUCUAUCUGCUGGUGGUUCCUGGAGCAACUGUGUCUCAGUUACGUACAUGUCCAUACAAUGCGAUAAAGUAUGACGCCGCGAAGGAGGAGCGUUACCAGCAGGAGGCCAAGCAGAAGGAGCUGCAGCGCAUUGAGGAGGCGCUACUGAUGGCUGCUCGCAGAGACUCUCAGACUGGAGAGCUGCUGUUUAAUCUGGAAAGUGUUGUGUAUAAGGAGCCUCAGCAUGAAAAGCCUCAGAAAGAUGAGAAGAAGGACACGUUUGCUGAGAAGCUGGCCACGCAAGUCAUCAAGAACCUGCAAGUCAAGAUCACCAGCAUCCAUAUCCGAUAUGAGGACGAUAUAUUAGACCCCCAGCAGCCCCUCUCUAUGGGAGUCACCCUGGCUGAGCUGAGUCUACAGACGACCGAUGAGAACUGGAAGUCGUGUAUUCUGAACGAGGCAGCCAGGAUCAUCUACAAGCUGGGCCGUUUGGAAUGUCUGUGCGCCUACUGGAACGUCAACAGUCCCAUCUUCUAUAAAGGCUCCCGGGAAGAAAUACUGGAAAAGCUGAAGGACGGCAUCAGUACCAAGGACCAAGAGAUCAAAGACUACCAAUAUAUUUUCAAACCCAUCUUUGCCUCUGCUAAAAUGGUAAUCAACCCGAGUGCUGAGAUUGAGCUGAAGUCUCCCAAAGCCAGCCUGCAUCUGGAGGUUCAGAAUGUAGCAGUAGAGAUGACAAGACCACAGUACCUAACCAUGGUGGACCUGCUAGAGUCUAUAGACUGUAUGGUGAAGAAUGGACCCUACAGGAAGUUCAGACCUGAUGUACCUGUACACACAAAUGCCAAGCACUGGUGGAAGUACGGUAUGAACAGCAUCCUGGACGUUCAUGUCAGACGUUUCAACCAGAUGUGGUCAUGGUCCAACAUCAGGAAGCACCGCCACACUCUGAAGACCUACAGGGCAGCCUACAAGGCCAAACUACUGACAGCACAGGGCAAACUCAGAGAGGACCAAGAGAAGCAGAUACAGGACCUGGAGAAGAGCCUGGAUGUCUUCAACAUCACGUUGGCCCGGCAACAAGCACAGAUGGAGGUGAUCCGGUCAGGGCAGAAGGUAGUAGCUAAGAAGGCUGUGGCCGGUCAGAAGCAGGGAGGAGGGUUUUUCAGCAGCUUCUUUGGAAGGAAGGAAGGGAAGAAGAAAGAGCAGGAACAGGAAACCCAGGAGGAAGAGGGUACAGGCAUUGAAGAGUUGAUGUCUGCUGAUGAGAAGGCUAAACUCUACACGGCCAUUGGAUACAGUGGUAGUUCUCACAACCUGGCCUUACCCAAGCAGUACGUGGCAGUGGUGGUGACCUUCAAGCUGUUCCGUACGUCCAUCACGGUGAGGGAGGAGCCCAACGUCCCAGAGAUCCUGAAGAUCCAGAUGAUCGACCUCAGCACCACCGUCUCCCAGAGACCCGGGGCGCAGGCCAUCAAGGUGGAGGCAGCGUUAGAACACUGGUACGUAACAGGGUUGGAACAGCAGGGAGCUGUCCCCUCUCUCAUAGCGUCAGUAGGGGACUCCACCUCCUCUCUGCUCUCCAUCCUGUUUGAAGUCAACCCAGAGGACAGCGUUGCAGAGCAGCUGCUCAGAGUCCACUCCCAGCCUGUAGAGAUCAUCUAUGACUCGUUGACAGUGAACAGCAUGGCAGAGUUCUUUAAGACAGGGAAGGGAGUGGACCUGGAGGUGUUGACUUCAGCUACUCUCUCCAAGUUGGAGGAGAUUAAGGACAAGACAGCCACUGGUCUGUCUCACAUCAUUGAGACCCGGAAGAUUCUGGACCUGAAGAUUGACCUAAAGCCUUCAUACCUGCUGGUGCCUAAGUCUGGCUUCUACCACGCCAAGUCUGACCUGAUGAUCAUAGACUUUGGUAGUCUACAGCUGGUGAGUGUGGACCAGGGGAACGCCCAGUCUUUAUCACCCAGUUUCAGCUCCCUGGAGGAGAUUAUGGACCGUGCCUACGAGAAGUACUCACUGGAGCUACGCAGUGUUCAGGUCCUUUACAGCAAGUCAGGUGAGGAGUGGAAGACGGCCCGUCAACGUGGUUCCUCUAUACAGCACAUCUUGCAGCCCAUGGACUUCAGCCUCCAGCUGGCCAAAUGCAUGGUGGAGAAGGACACCAGGAUGUCCAGAUUCAAGGUGUCUGGAGAACUGCCUCUCCUCCAUGUGAAGAUCUCAGACCAGAAGAUCCAGGGAGUGUUGGACCUGGUCAACAGCAUCCCCCUACCCCAGAGUGGUUCCACCCCUUCCACCCCCACCCAGAAGAUGCUGUGUUUGUCUGAGGCCAGGCCCAACGUCCUGGAUUUACAGUCCACCGUCCUGCUGGAUGCAUUAGAGACAGAUUCAGAUGGAGAGUCAUAUUAUAUGUCCGUGGAUGAGGAGCGCCAACCCUCCGUCAUCGAGGAGCUGACUGACGUACACUUCAAGUUUGAAGUCAAAGCGGUGCUGUUGGAGUUGACGCGUCAGGCUGACCAGGAGAACACGCUGUUAGCCCUCAGUGUGUCUCAGCUGGGAGCAGAAGGCAAGAUGAGAACCUAUGACCUCACCAUCACCUCCUACCUCCGUAAAGUAGGCCUGGACUACUGUGAGAUACGAGACUCCAAUAACCAGCCUCUGCACCUGAUCAGCUCCUCAGACAAGCACGGCUCAGACCUGCUCAAAGUGGAGUACACCAAAGCUGAUGUCAACGGGCCUAAUUUCCAGACCACGUUUGACAACACUGAGCAAAACCUGAAGGUGGAGUUGUCAUCGCUAGACUUUCUCCUCCACACCAAAGCGCUCCUCUCCACCAUCAACUAUCUGAACACAGCCUUACCCCAGGAGCUGACAGCCUCCAAGGACAGAGAGGCCAAGAAACAGGUGGAGAAGGCUGGACAGGGGAAGACAGUGUCGAAAGGAGCAAAAAACAGCAAUGUGUUCAACUUCAAACUGUCUGCUAUGCUGGGUUCAUUCCGUGUGGAGGUGUGUGAUGACCGGCGGAACAUCGCUGACAUCACAAUACAAGGUAUUGAUGGGUCAGUGCUGGUCCAGGCCAAAGAGACAAUGGUGUUCGCCAGGCUCAGGGACAUAGUGGUGCUGGAUGUCGACCCCAAAACCAUCCACAAAAAGGCCGUCUCCAUCGUGGGCGAGGAGGUGUUCAGCUUUCAGAUGUCCCUGUAUCCCAACGCUACGGAGGGAGAGGGUUACUCAGACACCUCCAAGGUGGACGGGAAGGUUACCAUGAGGCUGGGCUGCAUCCAGAUCGUCUAUCUGCACAAGUUCCUCAUGUCUCUACUGACGUUUCUGGACAACUUCCAGACGGCCAAGGAGGCGGUGAGUGUGGCCACGGCCCAGGCAGCAGAGAAGGCGGCCUCCAGCGUCAGGGACUUCGCCCAGAAGAGCUUCCGUCUCUCCAUGGACAUCAAGCUGAAGGCCCCUCUCAUCGUCAUCCCUCAGUCCUCCACCUCACGCAAUGCGUUUGUGGUGGACCUGGGGCUCAUCACCGUGGGCAACGGUUUCAGUCUGAUGUCGGCCGAAGGGUUCUCGCUCCCCGCUGUGUUGGACACCAUGGACGUCAAACUCACUCAGCUCAAACUGUCCAGGACCACGCUGAAACAAGGCUCCCCACAGACAGACAUCGAGAUCCUUCAGCCAAUCAAUUUAGAGCUUCUGGUCAAACGGAACCUGGCCUCUUCCUGGUACAACGAGAUCCCUGGAGUAGAGGUUCAAGGAAUGCUCAAGUCUAUGAAUAUGGCUCUAGGUCAGGAGGACUUUGGUGUUCUGAUGAAGACACUGAGGGAGAACAUCGGAGAGGGCAGCAAAGAGCACGUCAUGGAUGUCAAGAAACAAGCAGAGCAGCACCAGCUGGAGGGGAAUGAGGUGGGAUGUCUACCUGUGGAGGCUGGGGGAGGAGGACAGCCUGCUGCUGUUACCAAUGCAGGAGGACUGGGAGAAAACAUCGUCAAUAUGCUGCUCAACCUGGAGAUUAAGGAGGUGAUUGUGAAGCUGAAGAAGUCCAGGUCAGAUCAGAAGGAGAGUCCGUUCCUGGUUCUCCACGUAGCCCAGCUGGGCAUCCACACCAAUGUCAGGAAGUACGACAUGGUGGCCACAACUUACAUCAAGAAAAUCUCCAUGAAGUGCCUGGAGUUCUCAGAUUCCAACGGUGAGCCGCUGUGUCUCAUCAGUUCCUCUGUGGAGUCAGGUGCGGACCUCCUCAAAGUGGAAUACUUCAAGGCUGACAGAAAUGGGCCAAACUUUGCCACUGUUCACAAGAAUACUGAGCAGAUGAUCAAUGUGACCUUCACCUCCCUGGAUCUACUGCUUCACACGGAGGCUCUCCUCUCCACCAUAGACUUCCUGUCUUCUGCCCUGUCCUCCGGCAGCCUGCCCCCCUCACCAGAGGAGCCUAAGCAGAAGUCUGAGGAGAGCAGCAGGGCCAUCUCCGCCAAGUCAACGGCUCUAGGUUCUCCGUCGGACGGUGACGUCGUCGACCUGAAGGUGAUGAUGCGGCUGGGGGCGUUCAACGUCCUCGUGUGUGAUCAGAACUGCAACAUGGCUGACAUCAAGAUACAAGGUUUCAAUGUCCUCCUGAUGCAAGGGCCUCAAACCCACAUCUCCGCCCCGCCUUUGGGAUUUCAUCACACAAUGUUGGACCCAAAAAGUAUUCACAAAAAGGCCAUCUCUAUCGUAGGAGACGAGGUGUUUAGUUUCAGUAUGAGUCUGACCCCCAAGGCGACAGAGGGAGCCGGCUACGCAGACACCUCCAAGACAGACGAGGUCCAGCUCAACGUGGGCUGUGUCCAGGUCGUCUACCUCCACAAGUUUGGCAUGUCUUUGUUGAAUUUCAGCAACAACUUCCAGACGGCCAAGGAGGCGGUGAGUGUGGCCACGGCCCAGGCAGCAGAGAAGGCGGCCUCCAGCAUCAGGGACUUCGCCCAGAAGAGCUUCCGUCUCUCCAUGGACAUCAGGCUGAAGGCCCCUCUCAUCGUCAUCCCUCAGUCCUCCACCUCACACAAUGCACUGGAGGUGGACCUGGGGCUCAUCACCGUGGGCAACAGCUUCUCUCUACUUGCUGUGGAGGGAUGUCCACUUCCUGCUGUCAUUGACCACAUGGACGUACAGCUCACACAGCUCAAACUGUCCAG